AUGUCCGUGUACCGCUCCUCAACGGGCAACCUCGACCGUUUCGAAGAGCCGCCCCGUGGCGGCGGUGAGCGAUGGGACCGCGAAAAGUUUGAGCGCAUGAGAAGAGGAGGAGGCGGCGGCGGCGGUGGAAGCGUCGCUAGCGGCAGUGCCCGUGGUCGCGAUGAGUACGACCAUUACCGCUUCCAAGAGCAUGAUCGCUUUCCCGGCGGCCAUCGCGAUAUUGACUUCCAUGAAGACCGCGCACGCAGAGGCCCUGCCGUCAUGGAGAGAGAACGUUUCCACGAAGAUGAGCGCUUCGACCGCCCCCGUCGCCGCGCCCCCUCCGAGUUGUUCCAUGAGCCUACCCCGUCCGAAGUUGCCAACCAGGCGCUUGCUCCGUACCGCCGCAGGUCCGUCAUCGACAAAGACAUCAACAUCGAUAUUGACAUCAACGAGCGUCGGGGGCCGCUCCCACGUCCGCCUCGCCCGGCACGGCCGCAGUAUAUCCGACGACAGUCAUCUCUCGACACUUUUGACCGUAAGCCCAUGCCACGGUACGGCGAUGUAGAGAGAUACGAGAGGUACGAAGACCACGAGUACCGACCACCAGCCAAUGUUCCCAUCCCGCUUCCAAUUCGCGAGCGUCGACGAUCACCCCCUCGUCGUUUCCACGAGGAAGAUGACUUUGAGGAAAUUCGAUACGACGACCGCAGCGCAAGAGGCCGGGAGCGAGAAGACUACCGCGAGGUCGAAGUUCACCGUGAGAAGAGCAGGGUCCGGAGGAGCAAGAGUGUAGCAGCCAAAUCGACACGCAGCUCUUCCAUCUCCAGCUUUGAAGAAAUCCAGCCUUCCCGUGCGACCUGGGGCAAGAAGGGCAAGACGAGGCUUCCCAAGCGCUUGGUCAAGAAGCAAGCUGUUAUCGACUUGGGCUACCCAUUCGAAGAAGAGGACGACUUCAUCAUUGUUACCCGAGCACUCGAAAAGGAGCAUAUCGAUGAGGUGAUCAAGAUCAGCGAAAGCUACAAAGAGGAGAAAAUCACCUACGUAUAUGAGGAGAAGGCCGAUGAAGCCCCACCGCCGCCAGCUUCGGUAGCUCCACCAGCUUCAGUCGCCCCUCCGCCUCCACCCCCUGAAGAAUACUACCCUCCUCCACCGCCAUCUGUAGUACACGCACCACCCCCACCUCCACAAGUGGUAUACGCUCAGCCACCUCCACCUCAGGUUGUUUAUGCCCAACCUCCACCAUCUCACCACGCGCCAACUGUCUACGCGCCAUCAGAGCGUGCACCUUCCCCAUCCAUCCACGAACAUGAGCGCUACGUCGAAAUCGACCGCUCAGCCGCCAUCCACGGACCAGCGACUUCUUUCCUCCCAGAAGGCCGCCAGCUCGUCCGCCGAGACGAUCGCCGUUCUGAGCGCGAAAUCCGCGACGAGAUCCGUUUCCUGGAGGAGGAACGUCGCAUGCUCAAGUACGAGCGCGAAGGCGACCGCGAGUAUGAAUUCGUCGAGCGUACCCCCCGCAAGGAGGUUAUGCGCGUUGACAGAGAUCGAAAGGGUAGGUUAGCCCUUGUUCGCUCGGCCCAUUAG
This is a messenger RNA of Alternaria alternata, 1566 nucleotides long. RefSeq lists its product as hypothetical. The record is from RefSeq and is a predicted model, not a curated record. The coding region runs from base 1 to 1566 and encodes 521 amino acids. The transcript has 3 exons. Lineage: Eukaryota; Fungi; Ascomycota; Dothideomycetes; Pleosporales; Pleosporaceae.